AUGGGUAUUAAUAAUUCACGCUUAAAGGGUAGGAAAUUCAAGAUACCAAGUAUACCAGAGAAUGUGCAGACAAAAUCCAUCGAUGAGAAACUGCCGGACGUGAACCGUUAUUUAGCGAGCGAUAUUGAUUACGUUGAAAAUGUACAUGCAUUUCAUUUUGUUAAGAGACAUUUAUUUCAAAGUAAUUUUUCUUCGCCAAUUGAAGAAAAAAUAAUUCAAGGAGGAUGUAAUGUAUUGGAUGUUGCAUGCGGUUCUGGAACUUGGCUAUUAGAUUUAUCAUCUAAUUAUGAGGAUUCUCACUUUUUUGGACUUGAUUUUCAGGCAAUCUAUCCGCAAGAGAUAAAACCACCAAAUUUAAAUUUUAUCGAAGCAGAUAUAUUGGAUGGAUUACCAUUCCCCGAUAAUGAAUUUGAUUUUGUGCAUCAAGAUACAAUGACUAGAAUUUUACAAAAAAAUCAAUGGGAAUUCAUUUUAUCUGAGCUCAUUAGGGUAACUAAACCAGGUGGAUAUAUUGAAAUAUCUGAACCAAUUCAAACGUUUAAUGGCUAUGGACAAAUCAUGCAGAAAUUGUUUAACAGUUGUAAGUGUCGUUUUUGCGAUAAACUUUCCACUUGCUUAUUAUUGAAAGUUUAUGUGUACUAA
Molecule: messenger RNA, 642 nt
Organism: Funneliformis caledonium
Lineage: Eukaryota; Fungi; Glomeromycota; Glomeromycetes; Glomerales; Glomeraceae
Source: the annotation of a GenBank genome assembly